Messenger RNA from Cylicostephanus goldi, 630 nucleotides. Lineage: Eukaryota; Metazoa; Nematoda; Chromadorea; Rhabditida; Strongylidae. The record is from the annotation of a GenBank genome assembly.
AUGAGAACCAAGGCAAUGCCGUACAUGUCGCAUCCAUGCUUACGUUGCUUAGUAGAUUGGCUUUUGGAACAUGUGGUAAGCUAUCUAUUCCCGUACUUAACAUCGUUUUCAAACCUCCUCCGUCAGACCCCAGGAAUUCUGAAGACGAGGCUGAAACCAUUUUUUGAUAUCUGUCUCGACGACGUAUCGUUUGAAGAUAAGCUUUACAAUUAUAAAUUAUCUCGUAAAUCACAGCUCCUUACGCACAUCGCCAAAAUACGACUUUACUACCGGUAUCGCUCGCCAUUUAAUAAGGUUGAAAGAAUUGGCUCUUGUAUCUAUGAAAACGAAGACGUCAUCGUUUUAUUAUGGCGGUUGAGUACAUUGGAGUCCAGUUUUUGGGCGUACUUCCCUUCUUUCUUGACGAAAAAAGAGCCCAAGCUGGUGACGGCUGAGGGAGCGUUAGAUAUACAUGUGAAUCGUGAUGGUUUUAUUUACAAAAUUGUCAAUAGGAAGAUAACCGCGUCCGAUCGUGAAGGUGCUAAAGUCAUGGAAGCGAUAAAGGCCGAACAAGAGGCAAUCAGGAUCAAGGCUGAAGAGAAGGCUUUACGUCGAGAGGCAGAGCAGUUAGUUGAACAAGGGAAACAAUGA